Molecule: messenger RNA, 2817 nt
Organism: Guillardia theta CCMP2712
Lineage: Eukaryota; Cryptophyceae; Pyrenomonadales; Geminigeraceae
Exons: 29
Coding region: 1-2457 (818 amino acids)
Biological process (GO): non-motile cilium assembly
Cellular component (GO): ciliary transition zone
Source: RefSeq, a predicted model, not a curated record
AUGAGCAAGAGCGAACAGUUGAAAAUGAUCGAAACUUUGAAGAUUGAGCUGCAGAGGUUUGCCUUUCAUGCAAGCAAAGCCAAUACUCAUUUCAACAACAUCAGAGCGACAGAGCGUCUGAACAUCAUACAAGAAACGGCACUGCUAGACGCGGAAGAAGAAACUUUAAUACUUUCCAUUCAAGUUGAUAGGCUCAAGACAGAACUUGCAAAGAUCAAGAGCCGAGGAGUAGAUCUCGUGCAUCAACAACAGAUCCUUGAACUGCGGAAAGAUGAGCACGAGAAACUAAACCAACACGUCCAGGAUUUGAGAGAUGAAAUCGAGAGUUUGGAAGCUCAGAACUCAGCGUUGAGACAGAAUGCCUUCUCAGCUGGUCACGUUAAAGUGCACGCACGAGUGCUUGGAGGAAAAGUGCAGGAACUGAAUGAAGAAUUGGUAGACAUAAGAAAUCUAAUAGAAGUUGAUGGCGAGGAAUCGAUUGCUAGAUUGAAAGCGGCAGCAGCAAUGCGGUUGUUCUUCCCUGAGAAACAUCAUGACGAUGACGAGUUAUGUGAAAAGAACUCCCAACCAAAGAUGAACGACAAAUCAGCGUUGGAAGCUAAAAGACUGGCGCAGAGAUCUGGUACUCCCUUGUACCUGCGGAAGCAGGGGAGCUCAGAGUCGGAUGAGUCAACUGCCCUCAGCCAGGAAGUUCGUCGCCUCACUCUCGAAAACAACUGGCAACGCCGUGAAACGAAUAAAUUGAAAGAGAUGCUGAGGUUGCAGGAACCACUUGAACUGCACAGAAGCAGACUGUCAAAUAGAGAAUCGAAAGAAGAAGAGAAGCUCAGACAAGUCCACAUGAAGAAAGUGACUUACUUGCAAAGAAAGAUUCUCCAAGUCCAGGAUAGGAUUGAUCAAAUGAAGGAAGUGGUCACACAUUCGAGAUCUGACUCAACGAAGCAAAAAGGUCUCGGUAGAGCCAUCUUCGCCAUAGAUCUGCAGGGUCUUGAGAUAGACAGGCACUUGGAUUCGAUAAUGGACACAGCAGAUUUACUAUCUCCUCAGGAGCAACGAGAUGUUCCGGUGCUCCGACGAGGAGGCUGGAGAGGUCAAGUCACGCUUCUUGUACAGUUUGGAGAUCCUGUGAACGGGUGCAAUCCACAAGUGAAGAUGCGAAGAGACCUGGAGGUGGUGGUGGACGACAUGCUGAUUGAAUUCUUGUACUCCGAGAAGCUCCUCGUUCACUUGAUCAACGUCCAAGGCACGGACUUUGAAAUUAUCGCCAGUGGAGCGGUCUCCAUGAAUGAUUUCGUGUUCAAGGUUGGAAUCGCAGAAGUGUCUUACGACAAGCUGCCAUUACGGAAUGUGAAUGGAACGACCAUGGCAACUGUGAAUCUGAACGUGUCUUUGCUGGGAGACAUCUCAAGAAUGGCGUCUCAGUUUCAAGCCUCUCUGUCUUCGUCCCCCACCAUCAAACAAAGCAAGAUCAAAUCAGUUGUGGGACUGGAAUCACGGUCCGUCUCGUUUGACAAAUCCAAGUUUGGAGCGGUGCAAAGAAAAGUUUCCGUCAUGUUCCAAGUCCUUGAUUUCCCGGUUGCUGAGACGAGAACGGUCCCAAUCAUCGAAGGGUCGAAGAGCUCUUCCUUCGAUGACGAAACAAAAUCUUUUCCCAUCCCUACAGAUUCAAGUUGGAACCAGAGGACAUGUGGAAUUCUUUGUGCUGGACAAUUCAGGCAAGUCGGAAUCUGCUGCAGUUGCGGCUGUGACUGGAGUACAGAGUUUGUAAGCGACGACUACAUCGGCUCUUGUCGAUUGAGUCUCGCUCCGCUCUUCUCCAAGCGAGGGCUGCACUCGGACCUCAAGAUUCGAGACUCUCAUAGCCAACGGGGAGUUCUGGAGGUGGAGGUGUCUUGGGAGGAAGAGCCGCUACAUGCUGGUGAACAAUCCAGAAGGUUGUCCAAGGCGACAUUCUUGCAUGCAAUCUGCUUUCCUACACAUGCUGUGGGAGACAAAAGGGAGUGUCCUAUCUGCAAACAAGGGAAGAGAGAGGCAGUCGCUGAGAGGACGUCGGAUCUCUCGGGCGAUGCUCUAUCGCUGCAUAUCAGACAGGUCAAGUGCAUGGACGCGCUUCUGAGAGAGGACUCGAUUAAAGAGCUUGCCUUGCGGGUCCUCUGCCUCCGAGGGAAGCUCGAUAAGGUGGACUCGGAACCCUUUGACAACAGGCAGAAGGACGUCGGCGAGUUCUUGUCUCACUCUGCUCGCAGCAAUGUGGCUGGAGGGUUCGUAGCCGUCGGGAAGACCUGGGGAAGCUCGGAGAAGGAGAGGCUGAGGUUGCUGUGUCCUCCGCCCGCCUGUUGUUCACCCAUCGACUCCCGCAGCAUGAAGAAGAUGCUGCAGGAGGAGAGAAGCAUGGAAGAGCAGGUGGCAUCGCCAGGCGUGAGGCCAAGCAACGAAGAAGCUGAUGUUUCCUUGUAGUUGAUCGAAGUCCAGCUGAUCAGACACUCAAGCCCCAUGCCUGACAGCCUCCAACCGGAGCAGCUCCUGGUAGUUGAUCCAUGUCUCCCCUCGCUCAUAUUUCUCAUCUCAUCUCUCUGGCUCCUCCCAUUCCUCUUCUCAGGCUUUCCAUCGCUUCUCUCUCGCCGACAUCGCCUCUCACGACCUUGGCGAUCUGACCGUCAAGUUCUUCUCCUCCGCCGCCAUCGGUCGGGUCGUGUGGAGGUUGUCGGGUCGCGCUGACUGCUGGUCAGGCCGGUGGAAGGAGGGUGAGCAUCUGCUGGAGGCGAAGGUGGACAUCGUGGGAAAGAAAUUCUUGAAUUAUCUAAAGAGCUAAAGGAC